Puntigrus tetrazona (Sumatra barb) is the source of this 1553-nucleotide messenger RNA. Its product is annotated as uracil nucleotide/cysteinyl leukotriene receptor-like. The record is from RefSeq and is a predicted model, not a curated record. Gene Ontology annotation, molecular function: G protein-coupled receptor activity. Gene Ontology annotation, cellular component: membrane. Lineage: Eukaryota; Metazoa; Chordata; Actinopteri; Cypriniformes; Cyprinidae. Bases 347 to 1294 code for a protein of 315 amino acids. The transcript is spliced from 2 exons. Gene Ontology annotation, biological process: positive regulation of Rho protein signal transduction; phospholipase C-activating G protein-coupled receptor signaling pathway.
UCCAAACUACAGCUUUCUUACUGUUACUUUAUAACUUAACAAACCCUAGCCUAAGUGGUUUUGCACAGAAAUAGUUUAAAGUUGCUGUAAAUUUGAACUACACCAUUGCAUACUGCAGGUAAAGAGACCAGUAGAGGGUGGUGUGUGUUAAUGAGUUGUUAUAAAAGGGCCGAUUCAUUUUUGUGUGAUACGCCUCCUACGUGAAUUUAAAGCAUAUGACUAAAAGAGGAAACAAACACAAUUUAUUGGGUCUGUAGUCAAAGGAGGCAUUUAUCAUCAAGUCAGUGUGCUGACUGCUGGGAAAGACUUACCUAAGCAUACAGGCUCAUAGUAUAGACGGCGCGCUAUGUUGAAUCACUCCAUGGAGGGGAUUUACCUCAGCUCUCACUUAGAGAACAUCCUGCUCACAACCUUCUACGCUGUCAUCUUCGUCCUCUCAGUCCCGAGUAAUGCCCUGGCACUUUGGGUGUUCUCCCACCGCAACAUCAACAACACCCCUUCCAAAGAGUUUCUGAAGCACCUGGCUAUAGCGGACAUGUCCUAUGUCUUGGUGCUCCCGAUGCGAGUGAUUUACCACAUGUCAGAGAGCCACUGGCCUCUUGGUGAAGGGGCCUGUCGUGUGGUUGGUUUCCUGUUCUUCGUCAACCUCUACUGCAGCAUGUACUUUAUGACUUGUAUCAGCGUAGACCGUCUGUUGGCUUGCACUGUGCCACACAAAACUCACAGCCUGAGAAAGACCAGGAAUGCCAAAGUGGUAUGUGCGGUGCUGUGGGUCAUGGUGACUAUUUCCAUGUUACCUGUCCUGUUCUCUAAAAGGGAAGUGACUAGACAAGUGCAGAAUAAUGUGACAGUGUGUGAAAAGCUGUACAUAGAGCAGUCCUCCAAUCCCACCGGCGCGUUGGUGUCAACUGCCAUUGCAUUUUUGAUACCUCUGGUCACCCUGAGCAUUUCUUACAUUCUUAUAUUUGCCAAAGUGAAAAAGAUGACUUUUAAAGAAAGGACACCUGCUCAGCGUAAGGGAAUGAGAAUGAUCGUUCUAACUGUGGUUAACUUCCUAAUUGCAUUUGUGCCCUAUCAUAUUCAACGCUUCGUGUUUAUCCGACAGCACGACGACAUGUCAAAGUCAGAAUCUGAAAGGCAAAUGUUGCAUUUAGGAAAUCGCAUCACUUCAGCUUUAACAUGCGUAAGUGGAGUGUUGGAUCCUGUCAUGUACUUCUUUCUGGCUAGAAACUAUCGAGAGACCCUUCUGCAGCUUUGUGGUAGAAACCCCAAAGAUGAACAAUCCACCACAUGAUCUUCUCAACUGCUUCUCACCAACCGCCAGACCUACUAAAACUCAGUAUGUGUAAAACAAAGUUUAGUGUGAAAGUGGGAGAGAUACGGUUCAGUUCAAGCGGAUUCAUACAGAAACGUUUUGAACCAUGACACGUACGUUUAUUUUACUUUUUGAUUCUGUCAACCGUUAUCAUUUCUCAAAUAAUUUAUUGUAUAUCAUUUUGUCCUAUAUAUCUAAAUGCUUUCAGUUGUUUCAAAUAAAAUAUUCUUUCAAAAUC